Molecule: messenger RNA, 2466 nt
Organism: Cladocopium goreaui
Lineage: Eukaryota; Dinophyceae; Suessiales; Symbiodiniaceae
Source: the annotation of a GenBank genome assembly
AUGCUCAACGGCUCAACGGCUCAACGCAGGUUCGCGUGGCCCCGCGAAGCGCUGCAGCCGGUGCCUGUGGAACGCUCACCCAUCUGGGACCACCCAGAGGAAUUGGAACCCUUGAAGCAGUACACCUUUCGGGAGGUAUCGAGGUCUCCAGGUAAAGCCCUGGAUGUUGCACAGUUGGACGCGUACCGAGAAGAUGGCUUCCUGCUGAAUCUUCCGGUCCUCUUGGGUGAAGCCUUGGCCACGGCACGGGAAGACUUCAACCAGCUGCUGCUGGAGCGAACCGAGCGCGCAGCUGCGGGAGGCUUAGAGUGGAGCUUCAGGUACCAGACCUGGUUGUAUAUAUCAGAGACCGAGCAUGGAGUGAUGGAAGUGUAUCACGCAGGCAUCAACGACGAUGUUGAUUUGCAAUGGGCGAUGGAUCAUAUAUUGUCCACUUUGGAUUCUAUGUCGACACCAUACUUGAACCAAGAGACAGAUCAAAACAAAGAGAACAAGUUGAUGGUGGCGAAGUGGUUGUGCGACUUGCACGAGAAGGUCAACCAGGACUUUGUGGCUGGUCGUACCAUUGCUGCCAAAAAUUUGCUCAGCAAACGUUGGCUUGUAACGCGUGGCAUGGGAACGGAGCUGUUCACACUCAAGAAGGAUGUGGGCGUUGGCAGGUGCUGUUGGGAGACCCUGACUAUGCCAUUCAUAGUGCCUCGAUUCAUCUUAUGUUCGCUCUUGAACUGUGAGAAAGCCAAGGCCGAGGCAGAAUUGUCCAUCAAGUACACUGCAGUAGCUCAUGUUUUUGAGGCUGAACAGCGGAUCCACUUCGAGUCGCACUAUUCCGUCCGCGACGGUGCAUCAGUGGUUGCAUCCUGUGCUCAAAUGGGCAAAGGUGAUGAAGAUGCCAAAUUUCGUGCAGCCCAUACCUUGGCUCGGCCACUGCACCAGGACCUGGUGCAGCGCUUGGCGAGGCAUGAAAGGGUGCUGCACAUCGUUGAGGAUAUCCUCGGGUGCGGGGGCUUGGGGUUUGGUGAUCCAGGUGUGACGAACACAGGGUAUACAUGCGACGAGCAGGAUUUGCGUCAAGCGGCCGAACUUCUUGAGCUGCCGUCAGUACAUGGAAGUUUUCGCAAGGAUCAGUUGGCAAAUGCCUUGCAGGCUUCUAAAGAAGAGAUUCAGAGACUCUUAGAGACCUUGGGUUUGACUUCCGAGAUCCUGCUCCAGCAAUUUUGCCAAGCCACUAUGAACCGAAGCGCAAGAAUUCUUCAUGAGACAGUGCCAGCAAGAGACAUGGCUUGCCUGGACACUGGAUGCUUGGACACGAUGAAUGUCUCUAUCGAUGAGUUGCUGAAUACGCCCCUGGUCGCAGCUCCACCAAGCCCAGAUCUGGUCUCGGAUGGCACCACAACUGCUAUGUUGGCGGAGGAUUUUCAACAGCCCAGAGAUUUGCUGAGAGAAGUGCUGCAGAGAUUCUUCGAUCGCUACCCUUGCCCGUCCUUUCAGGCCUCGACUUUGUCCCUGCUGCAGGGUGGCAGCCGCCCCCAUCCCGAGUUCCAGGCCGGUGGGUUUCUGAUCAGCGACCAGGUGGAGCAAGAAUUCACGAGGAGUGCCUUGCUGGCCACACGCUGGGUGGAAGCAUUGGAGAUUUUGAAGCUGGAGUACCACAACGAGAAGGAUACCACUUUUCGCAGCCCCUACGCUCUACGUGAUCCACAUCCAGGUCCCAUCACCUGGCAGUCGCCCUCUCUGUUUCACGUGGGCAACAUCAUUCAUGAAGGGAUCAAGGCCAAGUAUCCAGGUGUGAAGCCCUGUUUGGAUCUGGCCACGGCCCAAGCGGUGUCCAAUGCUGAUCAGUACGUCUACUUUGUACAGAACCUGAUGGCCUUGAAGUAUCCAGAGAAGAUGAGGCCACACUUUUGCUGCUGGAGUGCCCACUUGUUCUGCAAACUGCCUGCGGAUCCCACGUCACAACCGUGGCACCAGGAUGCUGGCUUCUGGCCACUCUCUGAGUCUCGCGCAGUGACUCUCUGGCUGGCCUUUGACGACACAGACGAGAUGAAUGGCGCUGUGCGCUUCGUCAAGGGUUCGCACCGAUUAGGAAGAUUGCCGUGGAAACCCACGAGCGCCAACCGCCACCUUUUGACACAGGAGAUUCCGGACGUGGAUCUUCUGGGAGAGGAGGUUUGUGCUACCCUGGCCGCCGGCCAUGCUUCAAUCCACAGCGACCUCACGGUGCACGGCAGCCCUGGCAACUUCAGUGAACGCCGUAGAGCUGGGCUCGCACUCCGCUUUGUGGGCUGUGAUGCCAGCUGCUUGGGAGCGAUGAUCAACGGUUAUGAGAUGAAUCGUACGGUCAUCCUUCCCAAGGGGCACAAGUCAGAUCCCAGAGGACAUUGGCGCUCGCUGAAACGCAGGCACCUGAAGGAACGGUGCUUGUUGAGUUAUAUAGUAUACGUUUAUAUAUAUAAUAUGUGUAUAUAG